Oncorhynchus kisutch (coho salmon) is the source of this 3539-nucleotide messenger RNA. Its product is annotated as stathmin-4. Gene Ontology annotation, molecular function: tubulin binding. Lineage: Eukaryota; Metazoa; Chordata; Actinopteri; Salmoniformes; Salmonidae. The transcript has 11 exons. Gene Ontology annotation, biological process: regulation of microtubule polymerization or depolymerization; microtubule depolymerization; neuron projection development. The coding region runs from base 1021 to 1602 and encodes 193 amino acids. The record is from RefSeq and is a predicted model, not a curated record. Gene Ontology annotation, cellular component: neuron projection; cytoplasm.
UCGUCCUCUUGCCAUUUUGUUUUUGUAUUAUGCUAAAGAAGACAAAGUAAAACAUCUCGGCUUGCAUCACCUAGCGGUGGAAAUAAGAAAGACACGCGGGCCCUUUGCGACAGACUCGACUGCUGGGACGACCUGUCCACAAGGGGUUUCAGGAGAAAGGAGUGAAUGUGACGAUGGAACAGGAGACUACUUCUGGAAAUGCUCCGCAGAAGAAACCAUUUUGUCUCAUAGUGCUUCGUAUGGCGGUGUCUGGAAAAAAAACUGUUGUGCAGCGACUCACUGCCCAUCUUCACACCACGAAGUCUCUUCCAUAUAUUAUCAACCUAGACCCUGCCGUGCACGAAGUCCCUUUCCCUACCAACAUCGAUAUCUGUGACACAGUGAAUUACAAAGAAGUCAUGGAGCAAUAUGGCCUGGGUCCCAAGGAUGAAUGGUCACGUCAUUGAAUCUCUUCGCUACAAGAUUGGAUCAGGACACCCACAGGCCUCACAAGACCCGUCUGACCCCGGUACCAGUUGAAGAAAAUGAAUAAACGGAUGCUAAGAGCAGGAAGCUACAGGAGCAGAUUGAGCAUUUACAGAAAGACAUGGGGGCUGUUGCCAUGGAGAUGACCCCACAAACAGAGGAAGCUGCUGUGUUGGCCACAGUGACCUCCUCUUCAACCGUGGGAACCCGUAUGAGGAGGGGGAGGACGGCUACAUGGAUGACAUCGAUCACGGCACUCUCCAGCCAAUCAGUGGCCUGGAUUCCUCUGGGCCAAUGGGAUGGCUAGGAGGUGAUGUCAUGCAGCAAUAGCUGGUUGUGGUGCUGAUGCUGCUGAGAGCACAGCCCAAACAGUAGAGAAAGAGAGAAGGAAAAAAGCAAGAUAAAGACAUAGGAGAGUACCAUCAGCAUUGCUCAGCACAGGAAAUAUCUGAUUCACCACAGUCUCUUUAGAAGAAAAACAAGAGGCAGAAUGACUCUUGCAGGUACUGUGUGUGUGUGUGCUCGUGUGUGAGUGAGAGAGAUAGAGAGAGACUAAUGCUGAUCUCACUUAAUAUUCUCUCCCCUGCAGCAUACAGAGACAAGAUGCGGGAGCUCCCUCUAGCGUCCAUCUUCUGUUCCUGCAUCCUACAUGAACCCAAAGAAAAGCCCACCAAGAAAGAAGGUGUGGUGGACCUGAACCUGUGCAUCAUCAGGGAUAUGGAGGUGAUUGAGCUGAACAAGAGAAGGUCCGGCCAGGCCUUCGAGGUCAUCCUGAAGCCACCCUCAUUCGACGGGGGUCCGAACACCCUCGCCAUCACACCCCCACGCAGGGAGCCCUCCCUGGAGGAGAUCCAGAGGAAGCUGGACGCAGCGGAGGAGAGGAGAAAGUGCCAGGAGGCUGAGCUGCUGAAGCACUUGGCAGAAAAGAGGGAACAUGAGCGCGAGGUGGCCCAGAAGGCCCUGGAGGAACACAACAGCUUCAUCCGGCUGGCCAAGGAGCGGCUGGAGCUGCGCAUGGAGCACAACAAGGAGAAGCGGGAGGCACACCUGGCCGCCAUGCUGGAACGCCUGCAGGAGAAGGACAAGCACGCUGUGGAGGUGAGGAAAAACAGAGAGCACAAGGAGGAGAGCGGGUAGAGAGAGAGAUGGAGAGAGAGCGUGGGGCCUCUGUUUUGUUGAGUGAGAAAAGGAGAGAAGAGAAAAUACAACAACAAAAACGACAGUUUCUUAAAAUGGAAAUGGGAUUUGUUUGACAGAUGAGAAUUCACAGUGAUGGAAUAGGAGGUGUGCAUACAAUCUUUUUGUGCUUAUAAGUCAACAAAAGCAAAAAAUGGAAGUUAGUUAUUUUCAGAGCAGGCAGAGGUGGUUUCCUCAGAGCAAUGGUGGAGAGACAGAAAAUCAAGUUGUAGUUUUGUAGUGCCCUUGAGUGUAGCGGAGUAUAACAGCGUUAUGCACAAUUUAUAAACCACACUGAGUGGAUAUUGGCACAUUUUGUAGGCUUGGCAUUUAUAAUAGACCAUGAACCCAGGACUUCCUGGAAAACAGUGGAAAUUGUAACUUGGUGGACUAUCCUGGCUAAAUAAAAUUAAAAUAAAAUACAAUUAAUACAUAAUUAUUUGCAAGAAAUUGAAAUAUAUUCUGGUCAAUAAAAUCACUGACACACAUACUUAAAUUUAAAGCAUUCUACACAUCAUACUGGAUCUUACUUUUCACCACUUUUUGGCAUGUCAGUUUAUGUACAUAAAUAGGUGAGUAGUCUAAUGUUGAUAUGUUGUACAGAUGUAGGAUCUUAAUUUGAUCACUCUUUUGUUGCUGAGAAUUUACAUUAAAAUAAGGGUUUUUAAGGAGAAUAUUCUCUCUCUGCAGUAGUGAAAGAUAUAGGCAUGGUAUGGAAUAAAUAUAUGAAUUAACUCAGCUGACUUGCAUAAUACAGUACUAGGAGCAGAAAAACAAGUUAUUGCCUCUGACAUUUUUCUUAGAGGUUGAUAUUUUAGUUAACUAAAACUCCUAGUAAUGUAUUACGCAAGCUAAAACAUGCUGAAAUGCAAACUUGAGAUGUAUUAGAGUUUUAAAAAGAUUCUACAUUUUGUAAUUUUCACUUUGAAAUGUCAGACUUGAUUUGUCCUAAUGAAAAAUGUAUCAACCCCCACAAAAUCUCUAUGCAUUAUAAUCACAUGAAUUAUAAUCACAUUUCCUGUUGCUGCAGGAUUAUUUUCCUGUUGUGGCAAACUAAGAUCCUACAUCUGUACUGCUAGUUUCUUUGUAUUUUUUUAGACAUAGUAGUUGUGAUUAGUCGUAGAAUAGACUGUUGCACGUAUAUGUACUACUUACAGAUGUAUGUGAUAUGUCACUCAAUAUCAAUUAAAAAAGUAAAAGUCAGUAUAAGAGAUCCUUGUUGUUUGUAUGCUUACUUACACUAGUCAGGUGUGUGCGCACGCUUGUGUCUUAGCUAACUGCCCUAUCUCUGAACUCUGUGUUGUAGGUGUCAUGACGGCCUGAUCACAACACAAGCUGAACUUAUUUUGGAAGCCAUUUUGGGAGGCCAUUCGCCAGCCUGUAGCCCUCUGGGUUCAGUUGUUUGGAGAAAAGACUCUGAGACUAUGAGAUUUUAAUGAUGACACGUGAGAGGUGGUCAAGUCAACGACUGAAGAGGAAUGUUUUAGGAUCUGACCAGUACAACAAAAAAGAUUGAGCUGAAACAGAGUUCGGCUCAGGAUUCUCACUAAUGUGCCGACAGUGCCAUUGGUGUGUGUGUGGAGUUUGUGGUUGGAGGGCCGGGGGAAGUGGGGGCAUGUGCGUGAGCGUGAGUGUAAGUAUGAGCAUGAGCCAGAGUGUUUAUACUUCAGUAAAACCACUUUGAUAUCACACAUUGUGCUUUGAGCUCACACCUUCAAGCAAGGUUUUAACUCAAAUGUCAUUAAUGUGUUUGGUUUGUAAACUUGAGUCUGUCUGAGCCAACAUCAUUGUAACUCUACUGAGAUCAACAGAGGUCAGGGUAUGAUGUGGUUGUUUGUUACUGUACAGAAAUUGUGCUCCAUUUUAGAUGACAAAAAGGAAUAAAAAGUUGUUUUGAA